This is a messenger RNA of Lepus europaeus (European hare), 5594 nucleotides long. It is a transcript of the gene SYNPO, whose product is annotated as synaptopodin. The transcript is spliced from 4 exons. Gene Ontology annotation, cellular component: Z disc; actin cytoskeleton; spine apparatus. Gene Ontology annotation, biological process: spine apparatus assembly; positive regulation of actin filament bundle assembly; modification of dendritic spine. The record is from RefSeq and is a predicted model, not a curated record. NCBI's taxonomy places the organism in Eukaryota, Metazoa, Chordata, Mammalia, Lagomorpha, Leporidae. The coding region runs from base 265 to 3723 and encodes 1152 amino acids. Gene Ontology annotation, molecular function: actin binding.
CAGGCGGGCAGGCGGCGGGCAGCCGAGGACCGAGACGGGCACAGUGGGUCCCCGCGCCACUGGGUGCUGUGGCCGGCUCCAGAGUGAUUGCCUUGAAGACGCCGCGCGCGCAUACAUCCGAGACAGGUGGGGAAGCACUCACUUUCCCAGCUGGAGCUCACCUGACUGCGAACCAGCGGACGGAGGUGAAGGGGCAGAGAGGCAGAGGAGGCCUCCAGGAGGAGGCCCAGGAGCUCCUCCGCAUCUCUAAGGAGAGGCCGCGCCAUGCUGGACCCCCACCUCCCACCUCCGCCCCUCGGGCCCACGGAAGCGAGGCCUACCCCCUGUGCCUUCCGGAUCCCGGAUGGGAGCUACAGGUGUCUGGCUCUGGAGGCCGAGGAGAGCAGCGGUGAGGAGGGCCUGCUGGGAGAUGCAGGGCUCACGGACCCGGAGGAGGAGGAGGCGGCGGCCGGCAGCAGUGGGGACUGCCGAGCUGCCCAAGGGGCGCCACAGCUACCCAGCGCCCUGAGCAUCCAGCUGCCCAGCUGCUCCAGGGAGCCGCAAGGAGGGCCCCGGUGUGACGACAGGGGCAGCCGGGACUGGAACGUGGUGAAGGCCCGGAAGGUGAUGACAAACAGCUCCAGCCCUGGCCCUGGGCCCAGGGUGGCCCCGAAACCAGCCGUGGGCCGGAGCACUAGCCUCAGCGAGAAGGACCUGAAGGAGGCGAAGGCGCGCAGCCAGCAGAUCGCGGCCCAGCUGACCACUCCUCCCAGCUCCAACUCCCGCGGCGUCCAGCUCUUCAAUAGGCGCCGACAGCGGGUGAACGAGUUUACCUUGGAGAGCUGUGGCCAGCGGGGACAGAAGCCCAGCCCGGAGGCCCUCGGAGCGCUCCCUGCCAGCGCCGCGGGCCAUGUGCCGGGGCCCAGCCUGAGUGCCCCCUUGCCACCCCAGCCAGGCCCUCCAAGGAAGCCCAGUCCCCACGGCCCUGACAGAGGGGGCCCCAGCAUGGAGGGCUACUCGGAAGACGCCGGCUUGCUGCGGCACCUGGAAAAGAUGGCCAGUGAGGAGGAGGAGGUCCCGCUGGUGGUUUAUCUAAAGGAGAACGCGGCCCUGCUGACGGCCAACGGGCUGCACCUGUCUCAGAGCCGGGAGGCCCAGCAGUCCCCGCCCACCCCUCCUCCAGCUGAGGACCACAGCCCGACCACAGAUGUCAACCAGAACCUCUCGUCACCCAGUGCCACGCUCACAGCACCAGCUUCCAACAGCACCUGCAACCCACCGGCCACGGAUGUCAAUCAGAACCCCGCAGCAGCUGUCACCCCGCAGAGCCUGCCACUGGCCAGCACCCCACAGCACGCCUCCGAGGGACCAUGCCCAUCCAACGGCUCGGUGCCAGAUUCUGAAUCUCCCAGCACCCCGUGCACAGACGGGCAAUCCCGGGCGCCAGCUGAUGAGGUGAGGUUCAGCACACUCCUCAUCGAUAAAGUAUCGGCUCCACCUACCACCACCACCAGCGCCUUCUCCCGAGAAGCCACACCCCUGCCCAGCUCUGGCCCCUGUGCCCCAGAUUUCACAUCCAGCUCCUUGCUGGUCGAUGUACAGCCCAGCGCCCUAGGGCUGGCAGCAGAACCAGAGCUGUGUGGACAGGCAGCUGCCAUCACACCCACCAAGGCAUACAGCGAGGUGCACCUGACACUGGCCAAACCCCCGUCGGUGGUCAACAGGACGGCCAGGCCCUUUGGGAUGCAGGCCCCGGGCGGCAGCAGCCAGCUGGAGCGGAGCCCCAUGGUAGAGAGACGGCAUCUUGGGGAGAAGGCUGCAGCUCCCCAGGCCCCCACCUUGGCAGACAGGAGCCCGCGGCCACAGAGACACGUGGUGUCCCACAGCCCCAUGGCAGAGAGGAGGGUGAUGGGGCAGCGAAGCCCGGCCUCCGAGAGACGCCCCUUGGGGCACUUCACGCCGCCACCCACCUACGCCGAGACCUUGUCUGCGGCUCCCCCGGCUUCCCGGGUGCGCUCUCCCCCAUCCUACUCUGCCCUGUACCCCAGCUCCGAUCCCAGGCCUCCCGCUCUGAAAGGCCAGGCAGUGCCCACCGGCAAGACGGGCAUUUUGGAGGAGUCGAUGGCCCGCCGGGGCAGCCGUAAGUCCAUGUUCACCUUCGUGGAGAAGCCCAAGGCAACCCCGAACCCCGACCUGCUGGACCUGGUGCAGACGGCCGACGAGAAGCGGAGGCAGAGGGAGCAGGGAGAGGCGGGUGCAGACGAGGAGCCCUUCGCCUUGGGCGCCGAGGCCUCCAACUUCCAGCAGGAGCCGGCCCCUCGAGACAGGGCCAGCCACAGCACCGCAGAGGAGGCCGUGCCCGAAUGGGCCUCCUGCCUCAAGUCUCCCCGCAUCCAGGCCAAGCCCAAGCCCAAGCCCAACCAGAACCUCUCGGAGGCCUCCGGGAAGGGGGCUGAGCUGUAUGCCCGCCGCCAGUCACGGAUGGAGAAAUACGUCAUCGAGUCGUCGGGUCCCGCGGCCGCCGAGCUGGCCCGCUGCCCCUCUCCGACCAUGUCCCUCCCCUCGUCCUGGAAAUACUCCACCAAUGCGCCCGGGGGAUUCCGGGUGGCCUCCCGCAGCCCAGCACGGACCCCGCCUGCCUCUCUCUACCACGGCUACCUGCCCGAGAACGGGGUCCUGCGCCCGGAGCCCACCAAGCAGCCCCCGUACCACAUGCGGCCCUCGCUCUUCGUCCUCUCGCCCAUCAAGGAGCCUGCCCGGGCCACGCCGAGGGCCGCCUCCCCCCGAGCUGUCUCGCCGAGAGCCGCCUCCCCCGCCAAGCCCAGCACCCUGGACCUGGUGCCCAGUCUGCCCAAGGCAGCCCUCCCGCCGUCCCCUGUGCUGCCUCGGCCCUGCCGCUCCUCUCCGGGCCUCUACGCCUCCCCUGGCCAGGACGGCGUCCAGCCCCCCGCCGUGAGCCCUCCCUACAGCAGCGAUGUCUCGCCGGUGUCACCCUCCAGGGCGUGGUCUCCCCGCGCCAAGCAGGCCCCCAGGCCCUCCUUCUCUACCCGCAAUGCCGGCAUCGAGGCUCAGGACCGCCGGGAGAUUCUGCCCACGUCCCCGCCCUGGACGCCGGCCGCAUCCAGGCCCCCCAGCAGCCUGGACGGCUGGGUGAGCCCGGGGCCGUGGGAGCCCAGCCGCGGGAGCAGCACGAGCAGCCCCCCACCGCCGCUGCCCCCGCCGCCGCCGAUGUCCCCCUCGUGGAGCGAGCGCUCAGUGUCCCCGCUGCGGCCCGAGCAUGACGCGCGGCCACCCAGCCGCCAGCUGCAGGCACUCCUGGCGCGCAACAUCAUCAACGCAGCCCGGCGCAAGAGCGCCUCCCCGCGGCCGGCGGGCGCCGAGAGCCUGCGGCCCUUCUCCCCGCCGCGGCCGCCGCCGCCGCCGCCGCCACUGCGCAUGCGCUCGCCGCAGCCCGCACGUCUGGGCCCUCUGGCGGCGCCCGGGGCCACAUUCGCCCCGAUCCCGCGGAGCCCCCUGCCCGCCGGGCCCUCGUUCUGCGCCGGUCCCCGGAGCCCGCUGCCCGCGCCGCCUAGGCCCUUCCCCUACCGUCGCUCGCCCACGGACUCCGACGUGUCCCUCGACUCCGAGGACUCCGGGGCCAAGUCGCCCGGUAUCCUGGCCUACAACAUCUGCCCCCGCGGGUGGACGGGCAGCCUGCGGCUCAAGCGUGGCAGCCUCCCCAGCGAAGCCUCCUGCACCACCUAAAGUCCCCCGCGUAGUAACACGCAAAUAUUUCUAAAUUCAGAAUAAGCCAUCACACGGUCCACAAAUCCAAACUCCCAAUGAGAAGCAGCACACUGACCAGCCUUGCCCACCCCCACGAGGGCCAAAGAGCGAUCAGGCUUGGGGGACCCAGCGCUUCGGCCCCAAAGGGUCUGGUCUCAUUGGUCAGCCCCAGAGAGGAGCGCUCCGGCCGUGGGCUGGGGGGGGGGGACCCACACUUGGUUUCUGGCCCUUCCCGGUUCACUCAGUUCUCUGAUGCUCCUGCUGACCCUCAGCUGCCUGUUUACCGUGGCUUGGACAACACCAUCUCCCAACGUCAGCACACACACGCCUUGGCAACAGGACCCCGGGGCCGGCCGCGUUCUCCUCCCCCCAGCUCCCCCCAGCUCCCUGGAGUCUGCCACCUGUGGUGUGUUCAAAAGCUCCCUGUCCCACGCAGGCCCUGGCCUGGCCUGGCCAUCGAGCUCCCUGGCACCGAGGUCCGGGCAGGAGCAGCUGUUUUCCGUCCCUUCCCAGACAAGCUCUAUUUUUACCCGGUGACCUUUAGAGCAGUCUCUCGGGCCUGCUCAAGGUGCCCGGCCGUGCCUUCUGGAGAGGAGGUGAGAGCGCCUCUUCUGGCCCCUGCUCAGCCCCCACCCCGGUGCAGGGGGUCUCGGGCCUCUUAGCUGCAGCCAGGACUUCCUCCCAGGCCUGGGACUUGGGUUGCCCACGCAGCUGUCCCUCCUGGGCCCACCCAUGCCAGGAUCUGGGUUCACAGCUGACCUGAGGACGGCAGAGAAUGGAGCAAGCCUGAGGCUCUCAGAUCGGGGGUGUCUAAGUGGAGUGAGACGGAGGUUCUGCUGUUACAAGGAGUAUGCUAGCUGUGUGGCAGCCCCCGCUCUGGGUGACCCCUGAGGGCUCCCCUAGCCCUGAAAUUCACUUCCUGGUCUAAGAAGUGGGGGGGAGGAUGGUGACAGAGGAUCACGGGAGCAGAUAAGCUGGGGGGGGGGGUGAGUGAGGGGUCAGGCCAGCUUCCGCCUGUGUUUCUGGCAGCCUAGGAAAUGCCCAUUCUUCAGUUCCAGCCCCCAGCCCCGGUGAAUGUGUUGUGCCUAGAAGAGUGGGGAGUGGGCCCUGUCCUGCCCCCACCCCUUCUGCUGCACUCUGGCCUGGCUAAUGCCUCAUUCCCGGUGACCCCGGGGAGCGUGGCUGCCGGCCUGGUCCAUUCAGUAAACUGCAGCUGCUCUGACUCCAGCUCCCAGGAGGGAUCCAGGGAGCACUGGGACCAAAUUCUGUGGUUUGCAGGCGUGGCAAGUGGUGGCCUCUCGAGGAGCAUCGGCCUCGGAAUACGCCGGGGACUGCAGCAGGCAGAGCACUACAGGUAUGGAGGCAGAAGGAUGCCGGGAUGUAGCUAGAGGUGCAGGGCUGGACUUAGCCUCAGGGCAACGCUGAGCCUGGAACCAAGGCUGUGGAGAGCCAGCCAAGGUCAGGGGGGAAGGGACUCAGAGUUGGGUGGGAGGCUGAGAAUAAAAAUGUGAUCCCGGGGGCGCCUAGAGCCUUAGGGCUGCGGACAUAGGCCCUGUGGGUGGGAAGAUGAGAGGUGCUCCAGCUCAACUGACGAGGAGCAACCACGUUUACUGAAGCCCCAGCCUGCUGCAGGAACCCCUUGCAGCGAGAGAGACUGGAGCUAAGGACCCCUCCUAGAGAAGAGACACUGCCAAGCUUCCGGCCAAUGCAGUGACCUAAGUAUCUACUUCUACCUGCAUUUCCUGAAAUAGCCAGCAGGAGGCAGCCUAACCCACUAGAGCUUGCCAGUGUUCUGCCUCCUGCCUCCUGUAGAAUUCAGCUCUGGCCCUCAAUAAAUGCUUCCUGCAUUC